AUGUAUUUUACAAAUCCUUUCACAAUAGGAAAGAAAGGAGUCAAAGCACGUUCUUGUUUUUCAUAUCUUGAUUUUCUACGUAGGCCAAUGCCGCACAACUGUUCAAAAUGUAAUCAGUGUAAAAUAGACAAACUCCCUUGCCAACCUUGUAUUCAAGAGCGAUAUCAAAAAGAAUAUGAAAAUUGGUCAUGCGGAAACGAAAAAAUUGACAAAUUAGUUAAAUACGUUAGGCCUUCCCUUAUUAACACUAUCCUUUUUCUUGAAUGGAUUCCCUAUGAAGAUCUUGAAAUAGACAAAAAAGAUUUUGCUGAAGGUGGUUUUGGAACAAUAUCUCUGGCAACUUGGAUAAAUGGUUAUGUUGUACGAUGGAAUCAUAAUAAAAAACAAUGGCAUAGACAAGGAAAAAUGCAAGUUGUUAUAAAAACUAUGAAGGACAAUAUUAGUGAUAAUUUUAUCACUGAGCUUGAAGCAUAUUUUAAAUGUGCUAGUCGUCAUCUUAUUAGCUAUCUCGGUAUCACUCAAAAUCCGGAUACAAAAGAUUAUGCAAUAGUAAUGGAAUUCGCUGAAAAUGGUGAUUUACGAACAUAUCUUCAAAAUAACAAAGCUAAAUUAUAUUGGCGUCGGAAACUUGAUAUUCUUCGAAACAUAGUCGCGGGCUUAGAAAUAAUUCAUGUGACUGGUAUGACACAUCGUGAUCUCCAUACUGGAAAUAUUUUGCAGUUCAAAGAUCUUCUGUAUCCCUCACGAAUUACCGACUUGGGGUUAUCUAAACAAGCCAGUGAAGAAAAAACGGAAAAAAUUAUUGGUGUCACACCUUACAUUGCUCCUGAAGUAUUAAAUAAAAAUCCAUACUCUGAAGCAUCUGAUAUUUAUAGCUUUGCAAUGAUCUUAUGGGAAGUGGGAACUGGUGAAAAACCUUAUGCAGAUCUCGCCGAUGAUGAAGCACUUGCCGAUCAGAUCAAGAGAGGUCGAAGACCUAACAUUCCCAAAGAAAUGCCUGAAUGUUAUGCAACUUUGAUAAGAAAUUGUUGGAAUAGUGAUCCACAAAAACGGCCAACUGCGCUAGAUAUUAAAGAAAAAAUAAUGGAAUGGCAAUCCGUUCUUGGUUGGUUUCCUACUGAGGUGAGCCGCAAUGAUGAGGAAGCGAAACAAUUUGAGGAAGCUGAUGAUGAAAAAAGCAAAGAGGACAGAAGAUAUCGUGCAAAAAUAUAUAAUCCACCUCCUAAACCGCAAGAACCAUCUGCAGAAGUUGAUGAUGAUCAAGAUCGUGAACUUCCAGAUAUUGAUGAUGAACUUUUAGAUGAUAAUAACGAUAGUCCCGACGACAUUAGCAAAGAAUCUCAAGAUGAUAGUAAAGAACUUCCGGAUGGCAUUAGCAAAGAACUUCCAGAUAACAUUAGCAAAGAACUUCUGGAUGAUAGCAAAGAACUUUUGAAUGAUAACAAAGAAUCUCCGGAUGACAUUAGCAAAGAACUUCCAAAUGACAUUAGCAAAGAACUUCUGGAUGAUAGCAAAGAACUUUUGAAUGAUAACAAAGAAUCUCCGGAUGUCAUUAGCAAAGAACUUCCGGAUGAUAGUAAGGAACUUUCGGAUGAUGACGAUGGUUAUGAAAUUCCAGACGGUAACAUUUUUUUUCUUAUUUAUUCAAGUUCUAUCUUUAAUACUCACGCCAAUUUUAACUUUGCAACAGAUGAUGAUGACCAUGAAAUUCUGGAUGCAGAUGAUGAUGAUAACCGCGAAUUUCCAGAUGGUAAAGAACUUUAA
Messenger RNA from Rhizophagus irregularis DAOM 181602=DAOM 197198, 1764 nucleotides. The record is from RefSeq and is a predicted model, not a curated record. Lineage: Eukaryota; Fungi; Glomeromycota; Glomeromycetes; Glomerales; Glomeraceae.